GAUGGCGGCAGCCCCGGCUGCUACCUCCGUACCCGCGGUUGCCGCUGCCGAGGGCCCGGAGCCGGGCCCGGAGCCGGCGCCUCCCUCCACGGAGCCCCCGGCCCCGCCGGAACCGGGCAGCGCCGGCCCCGACACCGGCGGGGAAGCCGCCCUGGCCGAUGGCACCGCGGCGCUGGAGACCGAGUCCGGCAACGGGAAGGACCCGCUGGAGGCUGCAGGGGACAGCUCGGAAGUCCUGGAUGCUCAAGCAGGCUCCGUGGAUGAAGAGAACGGGCGGCAGCUGGGGGAGAUCGAGCUGCAGUGCGGGAUCUGCACCAAGUGGUUCACGGCGGACACCUUUGGCAUUGACACCACCUCCUGCCUGCCUUUCAUGACCAACUACAGCUUCCAUUGCAACGUUUGCCAUCACAGUGGGAACACCUAUUUCUUAAGAAAACAAGCAAAUCUCAAGGAAAUGUGCCUUAGUGCUCUGGCCAACUUGACAUGGCAGUCGAGGACCCAGGACGAGCACCCAAAAACCAUGUUCUCCAAAGAUAAGGAUAUUAUCCCAUUUAUUGAUAAGUAUUGGGAGUGCAUGACGACACGUCAGAGACCUGGGAAGAUGACUUGGCCUAAUAAUAUUGUCAAGACCAUGUGUAAAGAGAGAGAUGUCUUCUUGGUGAAGGAGCAUCCAGACCCAGGGAGUAAAGACCCAGAAGAAGAUUACCCCAAGUUUGGCCUUCUAGACCAAGAUCUUGCCAAUAUUGGUCCUGCAUAUGAUAACCAGAAACAGAACAACGCCGUGUCCACAAGUGGAAGCUUAAAUGGGGGAAUCGCCGCGGGAGGCAGCGGGAAGGGCCGGGGAGCGAAGCGCAAGCAGCAGGAUGGAGGGACCACAGGAACGGCCAAGAAAACCAGGAGUGAUCCGCUGUUUUCCGCCCAGCGCUUGCCACCCCACGGUUACCCCUUGGAGCACCCCUUCAAUAAGGAUGGGUAUCGAUACAUCCUGGCAGAGCCUGACCCCCAUGCUCCUGACCCGGAAAAGCUGGAGCUGGACUGUUGGGCAGGGAAGCCAAUUCCUGGGGACCUCUACAGAGCCUGCCUCUACGAACGGGUGCUCCUAGCACUGCACGACCGAGCUCCUCAGUUAAAGAUCUCGGAUGACAGACUGACUGUUAUCGGGGAGAAGGGUUAUUCCAUGGUACGAGCCUCGCAUGGAGUGAGGAAAGGAGCCUGGUACUUUGAAAUAUCCAUGGAUGAGAUGCCUCCAGACACUGCUGCCCGACUGGGCUGGUCACAGCCAUUAGGGAACCUCCAGGCACCUCUGGGAUAUGACAAGUUCAGUUACUCCUGGCGCAGCAAGAAGGGAACCAAGUUUCACCAGUCCAUAGGGAAACACUAUUCAUCUGGCUAUGGGCAGGGGGAUAUACUGGGAUUUUACAUCAGUCUUCCAGAAGAUACUGAGACUGCCAAAUCCCUGCCUGACACUUACAAAGAUAAGGCCCUCAUCAAGUUCAAAAGCUACCUGUACUUUGAAGAGAAGGACUUUGUGGACAAAGCAGAGAAGAGCCUGAAGCAAGCACCUGGAAGCCAGAUCAUCUUCUUCAAGAAUGGUGUCAGCCAAGGAGUUGCCUUUAAAGACAUCUUUGAAGGAGUCUAUUUUCCUGCUAUUUCUUUGUACAAAGGCUGCACUGUUUCUAUAAACUUUGGGCCAUAUUUCAAGUAUCCACCCCGAGACAUCACUUACAGGCCAAUGAGUGACAUGGGUUGGGGCGCCGUUGUGGAGCACACGCUGGCGGAUGUGCUCUAUCACGUGGAGACAGAAGUGGAUGGGAGACGGAGCCCACCCUGGGAGCCAUAAGGCAAGCAGGCAGCACAGUGCUAACACCAAGCACACCGUGGGGCUCCAGCAAGUGGGUUUUAUUCAUGCAUCACUCAGAGC
Molecule: messenger RNA, 1921 nt
Organism: Pezoporus occidentalis (night parrot)
Lineage: Eukaryota; Metazoa; Chordata; Aves; Psittaciformes; Psittacidae
Gene: ASH2L
Product: ASH2 like, histone lysine methyltransferase complex subunit
Exons: 16
Coding region: 2-1840 (612 amino acids)
Cellular component (GO): Set1C/COMPASS complex
Molecular function (GO): protein binding; transcription cis-regulatory region binding
Source: RefSeq, a predicted model, not a curated record